Molecule: messenger RNA, 1972 nt
Organism: Nothobranchius furzeri (turquoise killifish)
Lineage: Eukaryota; Metazoa; Chordata; Actinopteri; Cyprinodontiformes; Nothobranchiidae
Product: galanin receptor 2a
Biological process (GO): G protein-coupled receptor signaling pathway
Cellular component (GO): plasma membrane
Molecular function (GO): G protein-coupled receptor activity
Source: RefSeq, a predicted model, not a curated record
UAUGAAAAAAGACAAAAGUCGAAACCAGCCUUUUGAUUCUUCCUUCUUAUCCGUGUAGAAUAUCCAGAACCAGACGGUUCUCUGGACUGGCUGUAACAGAACCUCCAACGCCCCUCUACUCUUGUGUGAUUUGGGUGAAGACCUCAGAACCUUCUUGUAUACGGGUUAGUCCCAGCUCUCAGGCCCCUUCUCCUAUCAGAGCAUCACUGCAUAGUUGACGUCUCACCACAAGGGGGAGCGAUUUUCUUAGUCCAGUGAGUAAAGGUUCUGAUGCUGCUUCGCCUCAUUGGAUCUUUAUUCCACAGGAACAUUGAAGUUAGUUGAUCUAACCGAUGCUUUUCUUUGUCGUAUGUUUUAAUUUUGCAAAAUUUUGAGUUUAUCAGGUAAGAUUUUCCUCUUUUAGGAGGAAAAUUCUCAAACUAUGGUGCGCCAAGUGUAAAUCGCAUUUAAGCCCAUUAUAUUUAGGUUUAGAAUUAGCAUUUAGAUUUAGAUUUAACAUUUAGAUUAGCUGAAAUUAAGUGAUAUUUAAGCACAUUUUUAAAUGUGAUAAAAGUUGCUAAAUGUUGGAAAACUGAGCUAAGUAUCAAAUAAAUGUCUGCUAAAUAAUGUACACCAGCGAUUUACGCAUGGCGCCCCAUAUCAAACACCCCCAGAUUGCGCAAACGCGCCGCGCAUCACCACCGCUGCGCACUCAUCAAACCCAGCGAACUUGAGUUGAACAGCUGCGAGAUGAAUUUGUCUUCACCCAACUUCCCCGGCUGGAGAGCGGAGACGGUUCUGAUUUCUUUGGGCUUUUCGCUCAUCUUCCUGCUCGGCAUCGCGGGGAACUCUCUGGUUCUGGCGGUUCUGUGUCGGAACGGCCAGAUGAAAACCAAAACCACCAACAUGUUCAUCUUCAGCCUAGGAGUGGCGGAUCUCUGCUUCAUCGUCUUCUGUGUCCCGUUUCAGGUGACCAUCUACACCCUGGACCAGUGGGUGUUCGGUUCGGUGCUCUGUAAAGCCGUGCACUUCCUCAUCUUCCUCACCAUGUACGCCAGCAUCUUCACCUUGAGCGCCGUCUCCGUGGACAGGUAUUUAGCUAUUUGCUACCCGCUGCGCUCCAGGCACACCAGGACACCGAAGAACGCCCUCACCUCCAUCUGCCUGGUUUGGGUCUUGGCUUUGGUUUUCUCUGCACCGUACCUCAGCUACUUUUCUCAGAUGGACUUAGCCGGUACCCUGCUCUGUAUUCCUGCCUGGGAGCCCAGACCUCGUGUCAUCAUGGACAUGUUCACCUUCAUCUUUGGCUACCUGAUCCCAUUCCUGGUGCUCAGCCUCACCUACACUCGUACCGUCCACUACCUGUGGACUAGUGUGGAUCCUGUAAAGGACGUGUCUGAAUCUAGAAGAUCCAAAUGGAAAGUCACCAAAAUGAUCAUCGUUGUAGCUGUGCUCUUUUGCCUCUGCUGGCUUCCUCACCAUCUUGUUGUCCUCUUCAUGUGGUUCGGAUACUUCCCGCUCAACCACACCACCUACAUCCUUCGCAUCAUCUCCCACCUGGUGGCCUACGCCAACUCCUGCCUCAAUCCCAUCGUGUACGCUCUCGUCUCCAAACACUUCCGUAAAGGUUUCAGAAAGGCGUUCAGCUGCUCGAUGAAGAGGAGAGAGGUGAACAGGAUACGCGUCAUUCCAGCAACCAACACCGUCAGCAGCGCUGAGACAAAAGCCUCAGAGGAGGACUCAACUGCAACCUGAUCAACCUGGGUCUGGAUCCUUAAGUCUGAAGACCACCCACACAGAAUAAAGUCCUGUCACAUCCGUCACUCUUCCCUUUUCCACCUGUGUGAUGGCUCUGAUUUCAUAAACUAAAUCAUUAAAGAUGCAUUCCUCAUCUUUGACCUCGUUGCUGCUGCUACAAUAUUCCAGUCACUCAGACCAUCUCGUGUUGAUUUUGUUGUUUUUCAGUUUUAGUAACAAGUGAUAUAAAAAAAAA